AUGGUUGAUAUUGGUAAGCUGAGACUUGAGCCUCAUGAUUUUAAAUUACUCCUUCAGAACUUGACCUAUCUAAGAGAGCUUGAUCUUAAUGGUGUGAACAUUUCGUCGACCAUUCCUCCAAAUUUGUCUUCUCAUAGAACAACUCUGAGGCUUUAUCAAACAAAGCUAUUUGGGAUAUUACUUGGGAGUGUUUUUCACCUGCCAAAAUUGAAAGCACUUGCCUUAUCACAGAAUCCUCAGCUCAGUGGUUAUUUUUCAAUGACCAAAUGGAACAGCAGUGCAUCUCUCAUGGAGUUAGAUCUCAACAGCGUGAACCUUUCUAGUAAUUUGCCCGAAUCUUUUGGAUAUCUAACGUCACUACAGUCUUUGAGACUUCAUUCGUGCAAUCCUUGGGGGCCUAUUCCUGAAUCUCUUUCAAAUCUCACACAUAUAAAAUAUUUUUUCCCUGAUAGUAACUCUAUGAAUGGAAGAAUACCAUUCCGGAUAUUCUCCCAUAAUCCGUCACAAAGUAAUUUAGGCUUGAGUUCUAACUACUUCUCCAUUCAUCUUGAGGAUUUUAAGAACAAUUCACUAGUCGAGAUUAAUUUAGGAGACAAUCAGUUGCAAGGCCAUCUUCCCAAGUCAAUUCAGAACCUUGUGAACCUAGACACGCUUGAUCUUUCAUCAAAUAAUUUUAGUGGUCAUGUGGAUGUCACCUUCUUUUCAAAUCUGAAGCAUCUUCGGGUUCUUGAUCUUUCACAUAAUCGUAACUCAUUGACCAAUGAGAACAAAGUCAAAGUUUCUUUGCCCAAAUCUCUUGAGUACUUACGAUUGGCGGCAUGUGAAGUAAAAGAUUUGGAGUUUCUAAGAUCCGUAACGAAUAUUCAGGUGUUAGAUCUUUCAUCAAAUAAUUUUUGUGGCGAUGUGGAUGUCAACUUCUUUUUAGACCUCAAAAAUCUUCCGUUUCAAGAUCUUUCAUAUAAUAGUAUCUCAUUGACCAAUGAGAACCAAAAUAAAUUUACUUAG
This is a messenger RNA of Lycium ferocissimum, 1005 nucleotides long. Its product is annotated as receptor-like protein Cf-9. NCBI's taxonomy places the organism in Eukaryota, Viridiplantae, Streptophyta, Magnoliopsida, Solanales, Solanaceae. The transcript has a single exon. The record is from RefSeq and is a predicted model, not a curated record. Bases 1 to 1005 code for a protein of 334 amino acids.